UUAAUAGUUGGAGUAUUUGUUGUGCCAAAAAUAUAGUACGUUCCAGUCUUGGUGCCUUUUUUCUUCUCGCGGAUUUUAUAAUGAGUUACUUUCGUAAAUAUUGGCCCACAGAGGUACCUGACCUCUGCAGUGCCCUUCCACGGGUCAGUCCAGUAAUGUUUGCCUAUACUCCCCUAUGUUGCCAGAUUUAGAGAGUGAAGCAAAGCCAGAAUCAACCGUCAAAAUAGAUAAAUAGCCCAUUAGUGUGUUAAAUAAGACGAUGGUUAUGUAUAUCAUAGUUCAGACUGCCUGUCGCCCACCAUAACCCGGACCAAGACGGGUGUCCCAUCAACUCCCGUGUCAACUCAUCAACAUUUCCUUCUGUUCUCUGUGUUUCCGGGCAUUUCCUGCCGUUUUCCACCUGAAAUGCGUAAAGGAAGAAGAAAUGGGGAAUGGAAGUGUGUGAGAGAGUAUAGUAGUACUAGUACCAGCAGCAGCAGCAUUAUUAUCCUUGUGUUUGUGUUAUAUGCCCAAGAAAGAGGCCUUCAUCACUCCACAAUGUCUUGCUAGAAAUGAGCUGAGCUCUGCCUGGAGGCAGUUUAACUACAGUGAGCACUGGUAACCGGCUACUGUCACUGUCAGGGAUGUGUGGUGCAGUGCAGGAGCUGAGAGAUUACUGUGUGCAUGUCAUCACAAGGAGCAUCAAUGAGCACACACAACUGAAUGGUCUAACCCAGCGUGACCUGCAGGAGGUUUGCGCAGGACUGAGUGUUGAUCUACCUCUGCCCAUUGCCCUCAGCCUGCCACUGGAUAACUUGUACUGGCGGAGGAGAACCCAGGCACAUUUCCCUCCACCUCAUGUUUCUCUGCAAAGUCAGUUAAAUAAAAGAAAAGGAAGAAGAGGUGGAAGUGAGAGGGCACAUACACCAGCAGGGAAGGGAGGAGGGAGUGGAAGCACAAAACUAAGUUCUGUGUCCAUCCCUCGUUCUGGCAGUGGUGGCAGUGUUGCUACUACCUCUACACAUGCUCCCUCUUACCUUCUGCCCCCAACCACAGUGGUGGGCAGGCGAAAUGCAGGUGGCAGGCGAUGGCGACAGGUGUAUGUAGAACGUUACCUGUCCUGUGUGAUCUGUGCCAUCCAGGACACAAAGUCUGGCUGGAGGCAACUGUCUGCUCUCCUGCAGGUGUGUGGGAGGGAUGUGCACACCUUGCAUCUGCCCUCCUUAGCAUCCCCACCUCCAUCAAGCAGAGGGAAUGGGGAAGUGGUGGAGGUGGAGCCAGGCAGCCUGAGUCACCUGGAUCUUUUUGAGAUCAUUUCAGCCUUGCCAAAUCUGCAGGAGUUGAGUAUAAGGUAUCAGAGCACACAGGAGGGGACAGAGUUGGUAUGGGGUGCUGUGGGGGCAUCUGUACUGGACCUGGCAGCUCUCACCCCAGCCCUCACCCCAACCCUCACACACCUCAAAAUUUACGAGAGCUGUAUAGAUGACACAAGAGCUGAACGACUUCUAACAGGCCUUAAAGGUCAUCCUAACUUGACCUGCCUUGACCUGCGCCACAACCUGCUGACCUGUGCCUCAGCGCCUCACCUUGCUGAUCUUCUGAACUCUUGCCCAUCCCUACGAAGCCUUAACCUGCACCACAACAACAUAGGCAGUACAGGUGGUUCAACGUUGGGAGAAGCCCUAGCCAGGAGACCACCUUUACCCUUAGAAGCCCUUAUGAUGGACCUGAAUCCUUUAGGGUCCAAGGGAGGGACUGCCUUGCUUCAGGGAGCAGCAGCCAGCAGCAGCUACAAUGACGAGAUGAUGGAGGGUAAAGGAGCGAAGAGGAGGAGAGGCCUGUGUGUGUUGUCUCUAGCAGGAUGUGGCUUGGGAGAUGAGUGUUGGGAUCCCUUAGUGGCAGCCCUUACCUCAUCCCUCAGAUAUGUGUGUCUGGCUGCCAAUUCCUUCACACAGGAACCACCCAAAGAAGUCCUCUCCAUUGUGGAAGGAAGAGGAAGAGGAGGAAAACAAAACCACAAGAAAGGAGACAAGGAAAACCAAGCAGAGAGAGAAGAAUCACCUCGGCUCCUCUUAACCAAUCUUGAGGGCAGCACCUAUCUGUUGGGUAGUGUGAUGGGAGGCCAUAGUCUGGCCCCACCCCUCCUGCACCUUCGGGAAGCCCUCCAGUCUCCCAUCACUCCAGCAGCUGCACGGGAGGACCUGUCACACCAUCUCCCUCUCCAUGGUGUGUGUCUAAGGGAACAAGACUUUUUCUUAGAGGAGGAAUUGAGAGGCAUGUGUCUGUUCAGCAAGGAAGCCAGGCAGGUGUUGGAAGAGUGAAAGGAAAAGUGGUGAGUACUGCAAGGCAGACACACGCACACUAAUGUUGGUCUUAUAUUUCAUAAAGAAACUUUCCCUUUCUUGGCCUUUUGUGUCUCCCUUCCUACCAAUCCCUUCUCCAAACACACACAUGCACUCUCUCUCUCUCUCUCUCUCUCUCUCUCUCUCUCUCUCUCUCUCUCUCUCUCUCUCUCUCUCUCUCUCUCUCUCUCUCUCUCUCUCUCUCUCUCUCAUACUUAGAGUCUGUUGGAUUUAAUAUUAUUACAGUGUUUUUCUUCACUCUAAAUGUUGCCAGACCAACUAGAUUAUACCUAAAAUGUGCCAGAACCAUCUGCACCAUAUGUAACUACAUAUAUAGCUACAUUACUUUUCCAUAAAUCUCACCUCGAUCAGGAUUUAUACAUUUCCCCAUAUUGAACCAUCCACCAGUUUUUUUUUUUUUUUUUAUAUUUGUAU
Messenger RNA from Portunus trituberculatus (swimming crab), 2756 nucleotides. RefSeq names its product dynein regulatory complex subunit 5-like. Lineage: Eukaryota; Metazoa; Arthropoda; Malacostraca; Decapoda; Portunidae. Gene Ontology annotation, molecular function: GTPase activator activity; small GTPase binding. Bases 624 to 2300 code for a protein of 558 amino acids. Gene Ontology annotation, biological process: activation of GTPase activity; nucleocytoplasmic transport. The record is from RefSeq and is a predicted model, not a curated record. The transcript is spliced from 10 exons. Gene Ontology annotation, cellular component: perinuclear region of cytoplasm; nucleus; cytosol.